Molecule: messenger RNA, 888 nt
Organism: Spodoptera littoralis (African cotton leafworm)
Lineage: Eukaryota; Metazoa; Arthropoda; Insecta; Lepidoptera; Noctuidae
Source: the annotation of a GenBank genome assembly
AUGGCAUCUUUAUCAAGUUUGAACAAAAUAUCUGCACUGAGUAGAGAGAAUGUCCAUAUCCGGGACAAGGCGGAGUUGUUGCAGAAGUUGAAUAAGAUGAUUCAUGAUGGUCACAACAAGCUGCAGAUAGUGACAGACUUCGACCACACGCUGACCAGACACACCAUGGACAAUGGAAGUGUUGUACUCACUAGUUUUGGUAUGUUCCGUGAGUGCCCAUCAAUACCACAGCACUACAAAGAUGAGGACAAUAGGCUGGCCGGCAUCUACAAACCAAUAGAGAGUGACCCUCACAUGAGUAUUGAGGAGAAAACGAAACAUAUGAUAGACUGGUAUGUGGCAGCACAUGCUUUGCUGAAAGGCGUGAAAUUUCCGAGACAUGAAUUGAAGGAAGCAGCUAACAAAAUGGUGGAGUGUUUUAGGAAAGGUGUCCGUGAAAUGAUAGACUGGAGCAGAGCGCAGCAGGUGCCGGUGUUGGUGUUCUCCGCGGGACUCGGUGAGUCCGUCCUGGCUGCCAUGACUGCCGCCAACUUCAUGCUACCUAACGUUAAGGUAAUAUCAAACUUCCUAGCCCUGGACGAGAACGACUGCAUAGUGGGUAUCAAAGGCGAGGUGAUACACACGUACAAUAAAAACGAAACCGCCAUCAAACACACGGAGUAUUACGACAUGGUGCAACAGAGGACCAACGUCGUACUUAUGGGGGACAAUAUAGGGGAUGCAGGCAUGGCAGAGGGUAUGGAACACUGUGACGUUGUCGUCAAAGUAGGAUUUCUAGGAAACAAUCGCGAGGGUAACCUCACAAACUAUCUAAACAAGUUCGAUAUUGUCCUGGUCAAUGACCCCACUGUUGACGUUGUGAACGGCAUUCUAGAAUGUAUACUGUGA